Eucalyptus grandis is the source of this 1819-nucleotide messenger RNA. RefSeq lists its product as uncharacterized. Lineage: Eukaryota; Viridiplantae; Streptophyta; Magnoliopsida; Myrtales; Myrtaceae. The record is from RefSeq and is a predicted model, not a curated record.
AAAGGAAGAACAGGAAAGCAAAAGAGGAGGAGAAACGGUCGCAUGCCUUGACCACCACCCAUCUCUCUCGAACGUAUAACUGCCCCAACCGUCCUUCUUUAACCCUUAUUAUAAUCCAUCUCUUUUGUCUUCACUCCUCUCUCUCUCUCUCUCUCUCUCUCUCUUUUUCAUUCACCUUCGUCAUCGAUUGUCCAUCCUUUUGGGUACCAGCAACAGAGAACAAGCGAGAAGAAACGAGGAGACCCAGAAACGCCAUGCCUGCCACCGAGUACCAGGGCUCCUUCCUGGGCCGCAUCAGCAUCCGCCGCAACCAGGUCGUCUCCAUGGACGGCCACCAUGAGCAGGAGCUCGAGGACCUCGACCUCUUCCAGCGCAACAUCGCCGAGCGCUUCUCCGAGCUCCUCCCCUCCCCCCAGCCCCCACCCGACGGCGGUGGCGACGGCGGCGACCCCUCCGCCCCCGCCUCCGCCGACGCCCCCUUCCUCUCCCUCGCGUGGCUCCGGAAGCUCCUCGACGUCUUCCUCUGCUGCGAGGCGGAGUUCAAGGCCUUCCUCAUCAUGGGCCGCGAGCGCGACCCCUCCGUCGUCGCCAAGCCCCCCCUCGACCGCCUCCUCCCCGAGCUCCUCGACCGCUCCGUCAAGGCCCUCGACGUCUGCAACGCCGUCAUGCAUGGCGUCGACGCCGUCAGGCACUGCCAGAAGCUCUCGGAGAUCGCUGUCGCCGCCCUCGAGCAGCAGCCAAUCGGAGAGGGCCAGGCCCGGCGGGCGAAGAAGGCGCUCGGAUCGAUGAUGGCCGUGCUGGCCGCCGAGGAUAAGGAGAGCAGCGGCCACAAGUCAACGGAGAGGACUUGGUCUUUCGGGCGGAGAGGCAGCAGCGCCGGCUCGAACAAGGAUCGAUCGGCAGCUGUGCAGUUCCGGACGCUCUCCUGGGGCGUGUCGAAGAAUUGGUCCGCAUCAAAGCAAAUUCAAGCCAUGUCAUCGAACCUGGUGGUCCCGCGAGGUGCAGAGUCAUCUGGCCUCGCCCUGCCGGUGUACAUCAUGGGCGCAAUCACAGUCCUCGUGAUGUCGGCCCUGGUGGCGGCCAUCCCGUGCCAGGAGAGGACCGGGCUGGCGAUGCACCUGCAGGUGCCGAAGCAGUUCGCAUGGGCGCAGCCCAUGACCGCGUUGCAGGAGAAGAUCGGGGAGGAGUGGAAGCGGAAGGAGAAGCGGGGGACGGCAGGGCUGAUGGAGGAGGUGCAGCGGAUGGAGCGGCUGGGGCAGGUGCUGGCCGAGUUUGCGGACUCGUUCCAGUUCCCGUGCGAGGGGGAGCGGGCGGAUGAGGCGGCCGUGAGGGCGGCGGAGCUGGCGGAGACGUGCCGGAGGAUGGAGGAGGGGCUGGUGCCGCUGCAGAUGCAGAUCAGGGAGGUGUUCCACAGGAUCGUGAGGAGCAGGAGCGAGGUGCUGGAUGUUUUGGACCAGGCUGGUAAACUGUCUGCUCCCACCAUGUAAAAACACCGUGGCCAAGGGUUUCUAAUCAACUUCUUUAGGGGAUUCAACCCAAGUUUACAUUGGUGGGAAUUAGGUUGCAGUUUUGUUUCAAAGUGGCAUCCAUUUUUAGGUCAAUUUCUAGGAGGUUUAGAGGACAUAUGUCUUGGCCCUCGAAAGCUGUAUAAUUGAGGUGCAAGCACGUCUGAAAAGUGUUCAUUUUCCGUGCGUUUUCUUUGAUGCUGAGGAUCUUCUUUUGGUGUUGUGCAGCAGCUUGUCAUCUUUGUAAUACAAAUGUACAUAUUCUGAUUACGACCGCUUCCUUGAAGAUGGUUCUCUCUUCUGGGUUUUCAUCA